This is a messenger RNA of Labeo rohita (rohu), 1298 nucleotides long. RefSeq names its product gastrula zinc finger protein XlCGF49.1-like. Gene Ontology annotation, molecular function: RNA polymerase II cis-regulatory region sequence-specific DNA binding; DNA-binding transcription factor activity, RNA polymerase II-specific. Gene Ontology annotation, biological process: regulation of transcription by RNA polymerase II. The record is from RefSeq and is a predicted model, not a curated record. Gene Ontology annotation, cellular component: nucleus. NCBI's taxonomy places the organism in Eukaryota, Metazoa, Chordata, Actinopteri, Cypriniformes, Cyprinidae. The coding region runs from base 113 to 931 and encodes 272 amino acids. The transcript has 2 exons.
CCCACACACUCCAUAAACACACAGCAGCCGUUCAUCCGAUCACUGAACUCAAGAAAGCGCUCGGAUCAAACAAGAAACGAGUCCAGGAGUAACGACUGAAUCUACUGUAACGAUGGAGUUUCUUAAAGACGAGAAAGAAGACGCGAGUGAAGCAGAAACACAGAAACAUGAAGAUCCUGACGAACAGACAGACCUGAUGGAAGUGGAAGAGGAAAGUGAAGAACAGAGUGAGGUUGAAGAGGAAAGUGAAGAAGAACCGAAUGAAAAAUCUUGUAAAAAGAAUAAGAAAAAGAAUAAAAGAACUCAGAGAAGUGGAGCUAGAAAGUCGUGCACCUGCCGUCAGUGCGGAAAGAGUUUCACGUGUAAAGGAAGCCUGAAGGAUCACAUGAGAAUUCACACCGGAGAGAGACCUUUCACAUGCAGCUACUGUGGAAAUGGGUUUAAACAAAGAGCAAGUCUUACAGAACACAUCAGAAUCCACACCGGAGAGAAGCCGUUCAAGUGCACUCAGUGCGAGAAGAGUUUUCGACAAAAAGGAGCCCUUACGGGACACAUGAGAAUUCACAGUCAGGAGAAGCCUUUUACAUGCCAGCAGUGCGGGAAAACUUUUGCAUUUAGCGGAAACUUACAGAUUCACUUAAAAACUCACUCCAGUCUGAGGCCCUUCAUCUGUCCUCAGUGUGGGAAAGGUUUUAAAUUUGCAGCAGACCUGAAAUCACACGAGAUCUUGCACAGUGGCCUGAAGCCGUUUCACUGCGCUCCGUGCGGGAGGAGCUUCAGCCAAAUGACCGAUCUUAAAAGACAUUUAAAGUCAUUCAAACAUACUAAAUACAAGUCGCUAGAGAGAUUCAUGAUCCAGAGCGGCUCCUCAGAUCAUGGUUUGCCCUCAGGAGUGAAUGUGCCAUUCACUAAAACACACUUCCUGCAGUGAACUUCCUGCUGUUUUGAUAAAGGCAGUACAAAGCAGAUCAGUGUAUUAAACAAAUAAUUAAAUGAUUGUGAUGUCGAUUACUGUAAACAGAUGCUUGAAAAUUCAGGAGUAACAACAGAUUUAAAUGAAUAAAAUGACUUGUGUAUGGUACCGUUCAAAAACAAGGUCUGUCACUUAUUCCUGCACCUUGAAGAUUUCAUAUCGAUGACAAGUGUGGUAUGGAGUACAACAAGGCUCAGUACUAGGACCGCCGCUUUUCACCCCUAAUGGCCUGCAUAGUUGAUAUCUAAAAACAAAAUCAGAUGACUAGUCAUACUUAAUAUUAAAUCCUGAAAAACCAAGGUUUAAAAAAAAAACAAAAACAUCC